GGUGACUUAGCCCUAAUUGGCAGCAAUGAUGAAGCGAGCGGCUAUGGGGGCGAUGGGCUUCACGCGCGCUGCUGGAGCACGGGGCGCUGGGGCUUGGAGCAGCCGAUUCUCGCAGCUGUCGACGGCGGGGCGGGACACGGAUGCGCAGGACGACGCCAAGGCGGCGGCGCUCAAGGCGCCCGCGCGAGACGACGCGGAAUCCCACGACGACUUCAAGCCAGUGGUGAAGACCCCGAGUGGAUCAGUGCACGAUACCAUCGAGAAGGACAUCAAGGAGAAUCCCGUGAUGGUUUACAUGAAGGGCAUUCCCGACGCUCCGCAGUGUGGAUUCAGUGCGAUGGUGGUCAGAAUUCUCAAGCAUUACGAGGUUCCUUUCAGUUCUAGAAAUGUGCUCGAAGAUCCCGAGCUCAGGGAGGGUGUGAAGUCUUUCAGCAAAUGGCCGACUGUUCCACAACUUUAUAUUCGAGGAGAGUUCGUUGGUGGCUGUGACAUAGUAACAGAUAUGCAUCGGAAUGGCCAGCUCGAGGAGAAACUCAAAGACGUGAAGCCAGAUCUAUGAGAUACUAAACUGGAAACUCGUGAACCUUAGAGGAAAACUUUUGCAGUUUGACAAAGAGAAAACAGUUCCAAAAUGCUUGAUCUUUAGAGUUAUCACUGAAUGAAAGAAGCUCGCUCAAGUUUUCUAGAAAA
Selaginella moellendorffii is the source of this 690-nucleotide messenger RNA. RefSeq names its product monothiol glutaredoxin-S15, mitochondrial. Bases 26 to 559 code for a protein of 177 amino acids. The transcript has 6 exons. NCBI's taxonomy places the organism in Eukaryota, Viridiplantae, Streptophyta, Lycopodiopsida, Selaginellales, Selaginellaceae. The record is from RefSeq and is a predicted model, not a curated record.